AUGAAGCCCUGCGCGCCGUCCGCUGUCGCCACGAGGCCCUGCGCGCGCCUGUCUGGCCUGUGUGGCCUCGCCGCACUCGUCGCGGGUCUCGUCGCCAUCAGCUUCCUCGCGACCCACGCCAGCGCCGCUGAUGACCUGUGUGCGAACGAGGACUGCGGGGAAGGCACCUGCGCCGUUGAUGUAGACAAUGACAUACCCCUGUGCGUGUGCAAGGACGGUUUGGUAUUCGACGACGACCACAAGACGUGUGUCGUGGACCCGUGUACCGGCGGGGUGUGUGGGGUAGAGGCUUCCUGCGUUACUCUCGGUCCGACCGAAUUCCUCUGCAAUUGCAACAAGGAAGGCUUUGCCUUCAACGAGGCGGACAAGACGUGCUUUCCCCCGUUGGUGCGGACGACAGUGGCGCUGCAGCAAGGAGGCUCGAGAAGCAUUGUGCCCGCCAGCUUCUUGGCACCACUGCCGGCAGAGCAAGCGAGUGGCAGCAGCGCGUGCGGCAACCUGUACGUCACCAUCGAAGGCAGCGCCAAGAUCACCGUCGUGUGGAAUGCCUCCAACCCCGCCCCGCCUGUUGAUGAAGCGCCCAGCAACGCCAUGUGCAAGAGCCUCUCGUUAUACGCCGAGUCGGGCUGCACGAAGAAGCUGCGCUUCACUAUCGCGCGACCUGCGAAGAAGGGCAGUUCCUACCCCGUCACGAUCAAGACUGUCAAGGGAAUCCGUUUGCUGCUAUCAGUUGGCUGCGAGAUCACCAUGUGUGAGAAUGAUUGUGGAAGUGCACAGUGCGUUGUGAAGGAGGGCCAACCGCAGUGCCAGUGCCCCGAGGGCCUCGUGUUCAACGCAGCCAAGAAGCUCUGCCUCGACCCUUCUCGUGCUCCCCGUAGGCGACCCUAG
Closterium sp. NIES-65 is the source of this 888-nucleotide messenger RNA. NCBI's taxonomy places the organism in Eukaryota, Viridiplantae, Streptophyta, Zygnematophyceae, Desmidiales, Closteriaceae. The record is from the annotation of a GenBank genome assembly.